Molecule: messenger RNA, 3430 nt
Organism: Stegostoma tigrinum
Lineage: Eukaryota; Metazoa; Chordata; Chondrichthyes; Orectolobiformes; Stegostomatidae
Product: netrin-G1-like
Exons: 6
Coding region: 797-2113 (438 amino acids)
Molecular function (GO): cell-cell adhesion mediator activity
Source: RefSeq, a predicted model, not a curated record
UCACUCCACCGGUGGGAAUGUUUUUAUUCGUGUUGGAUUCUAAGUUUAUUCCCGCUUCCAGUCGGGAUUGAAACCUCUGCAAAGUGAACAGUUAGGGGCUUGGGAGUUGCUGAGGAGACCGGAGCUAGUGUGGGCCACUUUAACACUGAGAGUCAGGGUGAGUCAGACUCUCUCUCACUCAGCAGUGAGUAAAAUCUCCUUAUUCCGCUGGACAGUUUCCACCCCACUCAGAUGUUUGCUAACGUCCCCGCUGAUCGUUAAACAAAGGAAUUGCAUUUCUAAAAGCACCAUUGUCGCUAGCCCAGCAUGACCCAAAGCACUUUGCAGACGAUGAAACACUUCUCUGAAGCGUGGUCACCGUGGAAAUGCACAGCGCGACUAGUUACGCACGGCAAGAUCCCACAAGCGGCAACGUGCUAGCCGUCCGCUGGCUCCGGAAAACUGGGAAUGCCGCCGGAGAACCUGCGGACGAUGCUGAGUCAGGAGGGGUCAGAUUCCAAUGUGGAUGGGUGAUCGACAGGAAACAGCUACUCUUUAGCAGACAGUCAUCCGAUUUGCUCCUCGUACUGCCUGAACAACCAGGCACAGCAUAUGCCUGACAGCGGGCAGCUGGGAAAACAUCUGGAAGAGCAGUAGCAACACUGAGACAAACAGCUGGAAGAUGAGCUGCAAGAUAUUCUGAACACAUCAAGAUUUAUCACCUCUGUGUGUGAAGUCCAGUCUGAGCGGAAAAUCCCCUAAAUCACCCCAGAAGGACUGACAUUAUCCCCCUUCUAGGUGGGGUAAAGACUGAGUGAUGUAUCUAUCUAGUCUGUUGCCCCUUCACACACUCUAUGUGACCCUGUCUCUCUCUGCACAGCACUUUCCAUCCUGGGGUCACUAUGACUUGUGUAAGACCCGGGUCCACUGGGAUCAAUGGAUGAGUUGGGAUUACAUGGCCUGCCAACCUGAGACCACCCUGCUCACCAGGUUCCUGAAGAUCAGUUUGGAUCCCCCCAACAGCACGUGUGGAGAGACCCCCGAGAUGUACUGUACUCUGGAGAACCCGUACAUGUGCAACAAUGAGUGUGAUGCUCACACACCUGAGCUGGCCCACCCUCCUGAGCUGAUGCUGGAUGAUGAAGGCAGGAUUCCCACCAGCUUUUGGCAAAGUGUGUCCUGGAGGAGUUUCCCCAGGCCCCUGGUGGUCAACAUCACCCUGUCCUGGGGGAAGAGCAUUGAAUUGACCGAGGACAUCAUCAUCACCUUUGAGUCAGGCCGGCCGGAGCAGAUGGUCCUGGAGAAGUCUCUGGACCAUGGGCGAAGCUGGCAGCCCUACCAAUUCUAUGCAGCCGACUGCCUCAACUCCUUCGGGAUGGAGCCGAGGAAGGCUCGGGAUCUGAGGCCGGCCUCGGUGCUGGACAUCAUCUGCACAGAGGAGUACUCCAGGGGCUAUGUGUGGAAGAUGGACAAGACAGUCCGCUUCGAGAUCCAGGAGCGCCUGGCCCUGUUCGGGGGGCCCCACCCCGGGGACAUGGCCUCAUUGUACGGCCAACUGGACACCACCAAGGAACUGAGAGACUUCUUCACCCUGACCAACCUGCGGGUCAGGCUGCUGCGGCCGGCUACUGGACCCACCAGCGUCGACCCCCACAAUCUCUCCAAGUACUUCUACGCCAUCUCCAACUUGGACAUCCGUGGCCGGUGCAAAUGCAACCUUCACGCUAACAACUGUGUCACGAAGAAGGGAAAGCUAAGCUGUGAGUGUGAGCACAACACGACAGGGCCGGACUGCGGCCGAUGCAAGAAAGGUUUUCACGGCCGGAGGUGGAGAGCAGGCUCGUACCUACCGAUCCCCAAAGGGACAGCCAAUAUCUGUCUCCCUAACACCCUCACCAAUAGCAGGGGAGUGUGUGAUAACCUGCUGACACGGUGUGAGAACGGAGGAGUGUGUGAGGAGAACGGGAGGUGCCGGUGCCCAGCUCCCUACGCCGGGCUCCUGUGUGAGAAAGUCCAGUGCAGGAAGGGAGCGGGAGGCUGCGUCUCCCAAUCGGCCCGGGAGCCCUCCCUGCACCGGGCGCUGCUCUCGCUGACCGCGCUGCUCACUGCUGCCCGUGGCUGCCCACUGCUCUGAGCCGCUUCCAGCACCACCCGAAAGCUGAGGAGAGCGGCAGGACAAAUCCAGCGUUUACUGCGAUGCCAUUCAAACGUGCACCACCCCUCCCUCUGUCUCCUCCCACACCUCCGCAUCCCCGACAAAGGAUAACUACAAGUGAGGUCUGAACCCACCCAGUCACCCAGGCCGAUUGGAUCUCAGGAAGGAAUGGACAGUCGGUGGGGAACUGGACUCUGUGUGUCUCCUCACGGGACUCAGGCAGCUCCCCAUAAUUCAUUCUCUCAACUGUCAGCCGCUCGGCCCGUCGACAUUUAGUGCAGAAUCUUUCUUCACCUCAGGACAUCCUGAAGCUGUUUGGAAAAAAAAACAAAUCAACAAAGCGCUGUGUGAAAAUGGUCAAAUGACCACACUUGUGGUUUAGAUUAAGGGAUAAAUACUGGCCAGACGCAAGGCAGAAAUGUUCUUCAUUACACUACCUUUAGAAUGUCCUACAUUGAGGCAAAUUGUCGGUUUAGUGCCUCAAUGUGUAGCAAUUAUUCUCUGCUCCCUCCCUCCAUCCAUCCAGACCCCCCUUCGCUCCUUCUCUUUCCCUCACUCCCUUUCUUUUCCUUCAAUCUUUGUGUACAAGUGAAGGCAGUUAACAGGAGAUGGGUGGGGUUUCUUCAGCAAUUGGCGGCUUUGCCUCCCGGAGAUUUUCCGGCCUAUUUCCACGAAGCAGUCGAAUGGCGAUCGCCCGUCCGCAACGUAGUGUUGAAGAGGGAGAACGAUUUUCGCUCAACUGCUCCUUCCGACCCUGUGACACGACAGAAAAUAAUAAAAUGUGCAGGGGCCAACCUUUUGAUGUUUUCUGUGCACUGAUGCAACUCCUACACUGCACAAAGUACACUGGUGAGGUAUUAGUGAGUUAUUUCUGCGACACCCCUUUGCAUGCACUGAGGUCACUUGAUCCUGCGUUUAUUCGAUCUGAUUAAUUGCUGCGCCGAGGUAGAGUGAAAAGUAUUGUGUGCUUUACAGGCAGAUCGGACUAUACAAGUGCAUCAGGGUAACAGAACAAACUGCAGGACACAAUGCUACAGAUGCCUAGAAGGUGCAGAGAGAGAUCAAUAUCAACAUUAAAAAGGCCCACUCAAAGAGGUCAUUAUUUCACAAGGGGUUCAAAGCUUUUAACUGCAAUAAAACAGAAGAGAUAUUCUGGCUUGAAAAAAAUGUUUCAACCGAUCGUGUCUUAGACAGGGGCAUUAAUCAUCAUUGAUUUAUUUUCUCUCUUUUUGGUUUGAGGGAAUCUCUUUCAAACCUGAGCGGUUUUUUAUCACUAUCGCUUCUGAACUGUUGUCG